AUGGCUCGCGGAAACGUCGGAGUUUACAAGGUCUUCUACAAGGGCCAGACUGAUGAUUUCGUUGUGUACGUUGACGAUGUUGCUGCUGUUAAGCAGUGGAGGAAGGACAAGACCACCCCCCUAGCUCAGGUAGUUAGUGGAUGGAAGAUAUUCAUCACACACCGACACGGCGCACAAGGCAUCCACGAUGGGGCCAGCAAGGCGACAUUGUCGAACGAAUUCGGAACGUCAGACGAAACGGCGUGCAUUACCAAGAUACUGGAGAACGGAGACUUGCAGGAAUCUGAGGGCACCGAACGAAACGGAUCAACCAACGACUCCAAGGGUGUUUUGUUGACCCGGUAA
Molecule: messenger RNA, 345 nt
Organism: Arthroderma uncinatum
Lineage: Eukaryota; Fungi; Ascomycota; Eurotiomycetes; Onygenales; Arthrodermataceae
Exons: 3
Coding region: 1-345 (114 amino acids)
Source: RefSeq, a predicted model, not a curated record